CAUUCUUCCUUCUUCUCUCCUCCUCCGUCUCCCGAGCUUCUUAAUUCUCCAAAUACUUCAUCAUCUUCUUCUUCUUCCUCUUCCCACCAAUGGCCAAAGCUGGCAAACUCACCAAGCUCAAGUCAGUCCUAAAGAAAAUGCAGUCUUUCAAACUUGGGAGGGCCAAUGGCAGCCCCAUUGCCGCCGCCAACAGUUGCUCCGACGAUGAAAACGCUGUAUCCAACCAAGAACGCUACGUAGGCAAGGCGCCGAUAAGCUCCGACGUCAUCACCCGACCGGUCCAUGGACUGACUGACUGCAUUAGAGUCGGCUGUGAAGUUGUGCUGUUUGAGCAUUUGCUUUGGAUGCUGGAAAAUGCUGAUCCUCAGCCGGAGUCGUUGGACGAGCUGGUCGAGUUUUAUGCUUGUUAAAGAAGAAAGAAGCAGCGGCGGAUUUGGUGGCGGCGGGUGGUGGGAGGUUUGCGUAACUGUCUGUCAGAAACUGAACAGAGAGGAAUAACUGCUUCCCUGUGCUGAGGGAGGGGUGAUUCUGUGCGGUCAUCCGUAUGGUAUAUAGUUGUAAAUGCUUCUAAAAGUAAUAACGAUUAGCGGUGUAGAAAAGAAGGAGGACUGUGUGAGAGGGAGAGGAGAGUUGAUCAUCCUUCGUUUGUUGCAACUGAACGGUGAGGAUUAACCCAUUUUUACAUGGCUACUCUUUAAGCAGCAUGGCUUAGUGGGUAUAUUACUUAGAUUACUAUGUUGAUUACUAUAAUCAUUAUUGAUGUUGUUCUUUCAUUCAUCAAUGCAAGGUGUUAAUUGAUCUCGUUGUUUGCAAAUUAAGACAAUGUCGCUUUCUUCU
Coffea eugenioides is the source of this 837-nucleotide messenger RNA. Its product is annotated as auxin-responsive protein SAUR76-like. The record is from RefSeq and is a predicted model, not a curated record. NCBI's taxonomy places the organism in Eukaryota, Viridiplantae, Streptophyta, Magnoliopsida, Gentianales, Rubiaceae.